UCCGUUGAGCCAACUUACGCCUUCCAUGUAUUCAACCGAAAGGACUCAAGCAAAAAUGUGACCCAGCAUAUAACGGCGGAGCUAGAAAUUCAGGUGGAACCUCCGUACUUGCUUUACAAAACCCGAAAAUGUAUUUAUUCAAUGUGGUUUUAUGAGCGAGAAGAUUGCGUUCGUAUCGGUAAUCUCAUAAAGGAAUUGAAAAGCAGUAUUGAUUCGCGUAAGGAUCCUCUACUUUCCCGUCUGCAAAGCCUCUCAGUUUCAUCGCCUGCAAGGACGCCAUCUGGGGAAAAUCCACCCUCGCAUCAAGAGGACCAACCGGAAAAGAAUGCAUCGAUUAUCCAAAUCCUGUCAAUGGCUUCUGCUGAAUUUGAGUUGACUGCUCCUCCCAAACCAGCCAAAUGUGACCUGGGCAGCGAGUUUUUGCAGUUCUUGACUCGUAGAGACCUUCCGUCUGGCAGCCAACCCUCUCUCCCGGUGUGGCGACAGUCAGCACCGGAAGGCGGUGGUCAAGAGGGCCUGCUCGCGGUUAGCAAGAAGUCCGAGGAGCACGAUACCGACGCGGGCUACUUGGAGGACACUGAGGGUGAGGACGAGGACGAGCCAGCUCCACGAACCCUCCUCGAGACCCUUGCAACACCCCCUCAUCCACUUCCUCCCCCAUCUUAUACCAGAACCUCCAGCGGUCACCGGCGGGAACAGCACCCUCCAGUCGUCGAGGGUCUCACUCGGGGCCAGCUGAAGGCUGCGCUGCUGCACUUACUGGAGCACGACGACAACUUCCUCACUUCGAUCCACAACGCCUACGUGGCGAGCCUCAACAGGAGACUCGUGUUAGAAGACGGAGAUGUUCGCGACAAUUAG
Mesocestoides corti is the source of this 861-nucleotide messenger RNA. Lineage: Eukaryota; Metazoa; Platyhelminthes; Cestoda; Cyclophyllidea; Mesocestoididae. The record is from the annotation of a GenBank genome assembly.